AUGAGAGAUGUGGCCCAAAUCGCUUUCAAAAUCAUCUAUGGUCCAGAGAUCCAUCACCGAGCAGCUCCAUCCCCAGUUUCCUUCCGCGACCUGGCAAUAGAGGAGUACAAACUCAAUCUUAAGCCGUUUCAGAAUGUCCAAUUCAUCGCGUUCCUCGUUGCGAACUUGUACUGGCGAGCAUUCAGCCCUGAAGAAGAGGAACGCCAGCAUAACAAGUCCUACGCCACGGAGUUUCUGCUGAGCUUACGGCGGACGGACUUCAAGGAGUCGGCGGCUUGGCUGGAGGCUGUAUCGCUGGCUCUUAUGAUUCAGGGUCGCGUUGAGGAAGCUGAACUAUAUAUCCAUCGUCUCGAGGCUAUCAGUCCACUACCUGAGAAUGCAUUCUACGUGCAAGCUCGGUAUGGUACCUGUCAGGGUUAUACGGCCGCUCUCAAGCGUUUUAGCUCCGUCCCAACUGCAGAGAUGCUCGGAAAGUCCUGUAUCGGCGCUGCUAUCCGCGGCGAUAUCGAGUUGCUUGCAUAUCUGUUCGCAAACGGCGCGGCAGGGAUGCGCUAUGUGAUGAGGGGCCACAGCAUAGCAUCUGCGGCAGCCUACGCGGGGCACACCGUCGUUCUGCAGUUUCUCCACGGGCGAGGCGUUGACAUUACGUCGCCCGGCUUGUGGACGGCACCCAUCGUUGCGGCAGUUUUUGGUGGGCACCUCGACACGGUCCGGUAUCUGCUAGAAAAGGGAGCGCCUACCAUUAUCCAUAGGCGGCUGCUUGCUGAAUACGCCAUCCAGCUCGGGCGCCUGCAUCUGCUCCGCCUGAUUGCACAGCACUCGCAUCUGCCAGCGAUCGGCCCGAACGGCGUCCCAGUCAUUGCCUACGCCCUGAGGUCAAAGAAUAGGGAGGCCCGCGCGGAAAUCGUCGAGUAUCUUGUCCAAGAAGCCAGACUCGACAUCAACGCGCUUUCUUAUCAUGGAACGGUACUGCAUAUUGCGCUGAGAUUCGGGACCGUUGAGACGAUAGCCCAGCUCGUUCAUCUUGGCGCAGAUAUCCAUGCAACGGAUUAUGAGGGGCAAAGCGCCCUCCAGUACGCAUAUGCUCAGAGCAGAUCUGUGGCUGCGUGGUUGACACAGAAGUACGAGGCUACAGCAUGGCGAGGCUAUAAAGGACGUGGCCACGAUUAUGGAUCCGACUCUCACAUGCGCCUGAACUGGACUGAUCUUCCAUCGCUGCAUUACUCAGGAAACCUCCUGGUCAAGAGGGUCGCGCAAAUGACCUUUGAACCAGCGAUCGACCACACAAAGGAAGACUGUAAAAUGUAA
Messenger RNA from Microdochium trichocladiopsis, 1308 nucleotides. RefSeq names its product ankyrin repeat-containing domain protein. The record is from RefSeq and is a predicted model, not a curated record. The coding region runs from base 1 to 1308 and encodes 435 amino acids. The transcript is spliced from 2 exons. Lineage: Eukaryota; Fungi; Ascomycota; Sordariomycetes; Xylariales; Microdochiaceae. Gene Ontology annotation, molecular function: protein binding.